CUUAUUUGCAAUUCCUUGUGGCUUUAUGCAGCUGUUUCUACCGGUGUUGUUGACUGAUAUUGAACAUUGGUAUUGUGUUGUUGUCAACUUGGUGGAUAAGCGGAUUGAAGUUCUUGACUCAAUGGUGUUAAAAACUACCGAUAAGAAGGUAGCUAUUGUUACAGUGGUUGGGAUGUUGUUCAACGUAUUGAGUCGGACUCGGACAAGGCAACUACAUACCCCAUGGAUUGACUGGGAUGUGCAUGAACCAGAAGUCCCACAGCAAUCGAACACGCACGAUUGUGGAUUUUAUACUUUAAAGUUCAUGGAGCACUGGACGGGGGGCCGGAUGAAUACACGAGAACUUGAGGAUCAUGUGGGAGCUGAUGCUAUUGAUGUGCGCAAGAGGCUGCUAGUACGGUUGCUGUUAAGCCCGCACAAUCAGUUGUGAGAUGUGGUUCUUACAAAAUUGGUGAGGUGAACUGAAUUUGGUG
Messenger RNA from Rhododendron vialii, 473 nucleotides. RefSeq lists its product as uncharacterized. The record is from RefSeq and is a predicted model, not a curated record. Gene Ontology annotation, biological process: proteolysis. Gene Ontology annotation, molecular function: cysteine-type peptidase activity. The coding region runs from base 26 to 430 and encodes 134 amino acids. The transcript is spliced from 4 exons. NCBI's taxonomy places the organism in Eukaryota, Viridiplantae, Streptophyta, Magnoliopsida, Ericales, Ericaceae.